Loa loa (African eye worm) is the source of this 581-nucleotide messenger RNA. RefSeq lists its product as hypothetical. The transcript is spliced from 3 exons. The coding region runs from base 78 to 581 and encodes 167 amino acids. The record is from RefSeq and is a predicted model, not a curated record. NCBI's taxonomy places the organism in Eukaryota, Metazoa, Nematoda, Chromadorea, Rhabditida, Onchocercidae.
GUUCUAGUGUGUCACCCGCUGGAAGUACGCGUUAUACUGCCUUCAUAUUUUUUGUGCACUUCAAGUAGUGUGACGUCAUGGGAGGCAACAACAGUACUCCAAAAUCAGAUAUAAUGAUGGAUCAUCAACCCUAUCCGGACAUGAAUGUUAUAUUCAAAAGCAUUCCAAAAAUGAUGCAGGUUGCCGAUGAUAUGCACCGAAUGACAAAUUACAUUAUGGAUUUGCGUAAUAUGACCAUUGGUUUGGUUUGCUUGUCGGUUCUUGGUAUAUUUUUAUUUCUAAUUGGUAAGCUUACUCAGGGUCGAAGUAAUGCUGCACGUCGAAAACGUGAGUUAGGACAUCGGAUUGAGUCGCUGGAGGAUCGAUCAUUGCCGCGACACACCCAUUAUGGUGCCUAUCAUGGAUAUCUCGAUUCGUGGCAUGAUUCAAGAAGUCCGAAAAUUAGUGGUGUUGGCGCUACGGUUAUAGAUAUAGAAAAAAUUCCAAUGAAUCAGUCGCAUGACAAUUCGAGUCACAACGAAACUACGACAACACCGCUUGAAACGCCUAAUUUGCUCAAUGGCCAUGCACACAAAGUUUGA